This is a messenger RNA of Cyprinus carpio (common carp), 2238 nucleotides long. It is a transcript of the gene st3gal5, whose product is annotated as ST3 beta-galactoside alpha-2,3-sialyltransferase 5. Lineage: Eukaryota; Metazoa; Chordata; Actinopteri; Cypriniformes; Cyprinidae. The record is from RefSeq and is a predicted model, not a curated record. Gene Ontology annotation, molecular function: lactosylceramide alpha-2,3-sialyltransferase activity.
AGCUCUUAUUUAUAUUCUGCUGCUUUCGGCAAGAGCCACACAGAAUAUGAAGAAUGUGAAAGCUUCAGAAGUCAGCGCAUACAAACCUCACUCCAGAGUCCUGGGGGUCUGCUUCCGGACGGCACGCAGCGGAAGUGGAGCAGAGAUCCGCCCUGUAACAGUAACUGCAAGCUUGUUAUAGUGUUCGUGCGCGCUGCGAGUCUGCAGCAGCACACACCAUCAGCUCUGCGAAUAUCGAGCGAAACAUGCAGUGCAGUCGAGCACAUACGGAAGUGCACACCUCUUGUUGAAGUCAGCAGCAGUGAAGAGAGGAUUCAGCGUUUAGCUAUCAUGAGGAGAGCCAUCAGACAGUGGCAGUGUGAACCCAGCAGAAGGCUGUUUAUUCCUCUUGUGGGCUUGGUGUUGAUUUUGCUGGCUCUUUUGAAACUGCCUGCCUGUCACUUGGACCCGAAGCCUGUGGAGGUGCCAGUGGACCCCGUCUAUAGAAAGCAUGUCCAGUCCUAUGUCCGAGACAUACUGGCCCAAGAAUGCAAACCUUCUUUUGCCCGACAGAGGAUGGAGGCUGGACACUACAGCUCCACACCAGUGCUAGAGCCCUUCUUGGACAAGAACACUCAUCUGAAUGAACAAAUAUUCCAAUAUCCCUCACCGUUUGGUUUCCUGGAUAUGAAGAACAAGCUUCAGGAGAUCCUGGACAUCCUACCAGCCUCCUCUGAGGAGAGACGUGGAGGGAGGGACUGUCGUCGAUGUCUAGUGAUUGGAAAUGGAGGAAUACUGAAAGGACUAGGACUCGGACCUCUUUUUAACCAGUUUGAUACCAUCAUCAGAUUGAACAGUGGUCCUGUGCGAGGUUUCAGUGCAGAUGUUGGGAACCGCACCUCCAUCAGGAUGAGUUAUCCUGAGGGCUCCCCGAAGGUCUGGGAAGACAUGGAUUCAGAUCUUAGAUUUGUGGCUGUGAUCUAUAAGCCUGUCGACUUCCACUGGCUUCGUGCGAUGAUAACCAAGACGUCCGUUUCGCUGUGGGACUGGCUGUAUUUCUGGCAGAAUGUGCCGGUGAGUCUCCCGCUCAAGGCCUCCCAGUUCCGUCUGCUGAAUCCAGAGAUUAUUAGAGAGACUGCUUUGGAUCUGCUUCACUAUCCCAGUGUUAAGGACUGGGACAAGAAUGUCCCUACGUUAGGGGUGUCUGCGCUCAAUCUGGCAACGUACCUGUGUGACGAGGUGAGCUUAGCAGGCUUUGGCUACAACCUCAGCCAGAAGGACGCUCCUCUGCAUUACUACGACCACAAACUCAUGACAUCCAUGCUAAAGGAAGCCACGCAUGACGUCCAGACUGAGACAGCUUUCCUCAAGCGUCUGGUAACGUCUGGCAGUAUAACUGACCUCACGGGAGGAAUCCACUGCCGCUUCUGUUCAAGAUGACCGUCUUCUGUUGAGGGACAGACUCUCACAGUGGCACGUGUGAGGAAGACUUCAGGAAAGUGAGGGAAUAACUGAAAACAGUCACUGACGCACUGUGAAUGAAGUACUGCUGAGCAUUUUUGUUUAAAGCUAUGAUACUGAUGCUCUGGCUGUUCUGUUUUUAUCAUAUCAAAACAAAUAUCACAAAAAGAAUAAGGUUUUAGAUUCAACUUUUCAUUUUCAUUUUUACUGUCUUUUGUUUUAAAAAGCUAUUUUGCCAAAGUAAAAUAUUUUAUUUAAAGCAGUUUAGUGGGAAAUCAAUUUUUGUUUGUGAAUGUUUAUAUUAAUAAUUAUAAGAUUUUAGUUGUCUGAACAUGCAAAAUAAUUUAAUUUGUAAUUUUCAUUAUGCAUAUUUUUUUGUUGAUGUUAUCUGUAUUAUCUUUAUUUUGUGCAAUAACUGUACUUUUCAAAUAGACGGAGCCGUUGUUGUAGAAACCACACUGAACAGUCUGAAGAGAAACAACAUUCAUGUUUGCUGUAUACUUCACAUGAAGUCACAAAAUUGCAGCAAACUGUCUUCAAGACAAAUGUGUUUGGGUCAUUUUCAGUUUUUCUUGUCUUAAGUAAUGAAGAAAUAUUACUCCCUGAUACAACUGUAAGACGGUAUUGAGAUUUUCACACUUCAUUCUGCAGUACAACCAUUUUCACAAGCAGCUCUACAGAAAACCAUGUGUUGCCAUGUCUUUUAUAUUUAAGAUGAUGCGAGGCACAUUGUUAGCUUGUGCUUCAUCAGUUUUUUAAUGCUGUACAUACUAAUUAAUAAAAUAUUUUUUAAAGUCA